CGGAAGCUUUGUGUCACAUGACCUGGCGGACAACAACAAACAGAGAACUGCUGAUGAUUUAAUCAGAGGGGUUUUAAGGGCGAUUUUAGGCGUGGAGUAAGUCAGUACAGAGUCGUGAGGAGGUUCUGGUGGUUCGGGGAGAAAAUGAGUUUGAACGGAGAUGCACUCAGAGAGUCAUACACCGCUGUGGACGGAGACGACUCCGAAGCUGCUCCUUUAUUACCUAAUGGAUCAGGGCGGACCAGAGCCAAAGGAGCUUCCUUCGCCUCCUCCGUCUUCAACCUGAUGAACGCCAUCAUGGGCAGUGGUAUAUUGGGUCUGGCGUACGCCAUGGCGAACACCGGCAUCGUUGGUUUCAGCCUCCUGUUGGCGCUAGUUUCUGUCCUGGCUACAUACUCUAUACAUCUCCUUUUGAAGCUCUGUGAUGAAACAGGCAUCAAUACUUAUGAAGAUCUUGGAAGAAGAGCCUUACAAAAACCAGGAAAAUAUCUAGUAGCCGUCACUAUUAUCGUCCAGAAUAUCGGUGCCAUGUCGUCCUAUCUCUUCAUCUUGAAGUCAGAGCUUCCAGCCGCCAUAGAAACCUUCAUGGGCCCAAACCAAACGGGAGCCUGGUAUGAAGACGGCAGGUUGUUACUGAUCCUGAUAACAGUGGCCGUUGUUCUGCCUUUGUCACUGUUGACCAAAAUUGGCUUUUUAGGAUACACCAGCAGCCUGGCCUUUUUCUUCAUGCUGUACUUUACAGUUGUGAUCGUGGUGAAGAAGUGGGCCAUCCCCUGUCCCCUCCCUCACAAUGCGACCACGCUUAUAGAGGCCUCCCAGGUAUCAAAUUCCUCUGACUCAGAGUGCACGCCCAAACUCUUUGUCAUCUCCAGUGAGAGUGUCUACGCCAUUCCCACCAUGGCCUUCUCCUUCCUCUGCCACACGGCCAUCCUGCCCAUCUACUGUGAGCUGGAACGGCCCUCCAAGACGAGGAUGCAGAACGUCACUAACGUCAGUCUGGGCCUCAGCGUCCUCAUCUACUUCAUUUCUGCUCUGUUCGGCUACCUCACCUUCUACGAUAAAGUGAACUCUGAGCUGCUGCAGGGCUACGCCUACCUGCAGCGGGACAUCAUGGUGAUGGUGGUACGACUGGCCAUCCUGCUCUCUGUGCUGCUCACUGUGCCUCUCAUUCAGUUCCCUGCCCGUAAAGCUCUGAUCUUGAUGUUCUUUGAAGGACGACCCUUCUCCUGGUUCAUCCACAUCGUUACAACUCUGGGCAUCCUGGGAGUGGUGCUGACCAUGGCCAUCUUUGUCCCUGAUAUCAGAAAUGUAUUUGGUGUCGUAGGAUCGACCACAUCCAGCUCCCUGAUGUUUAUUUUCCCCAGCAUCUUCUACCUGAAGAUCAUCAGUCAGUCGUUCAGAACCUUUGAAUCCAUUGCGGCCAUACUCCUGAUGAUCUUUGGCAUCACUAUGGGAAUCGUCAGCAUGAGUUUCAUCAUCUAUGUGUCGGUACAAGGGUACUAACUCUCUAACGCUCUCCGUCGCGUUAGAGACACACAA
Cynoglossus semilaevis (tongue sole) is the source of this 1539-nucleotide messenger RNA. It is a transcript of the gene slc38a6, whose product is annotated as solute carrier family 38 member 6. The transcript has 16 exons. Gene Ontology annotation, molecular function: L-glutamine transmembrane transporter activity. Gene Ontology annotation, biological process: L-glutamine transport; amino acid transmembrane transport. Bases 145 to 1503 code for a protein of 452 amino acids. The record is from RefSeq and is a predicted model, not a curated record. Gene Ontology annotation, cellular component: plasma membrane. NCBI's taxonomy places the organism in Eukaryota, Metazoa, Chordata, Actinopteri, Pleuronectiformes, Cynoglossidae.